Mercurialis annua (annual mercury) is the source of this 1876-nucleotide messenger RNA. RefSeq names its product cationic amino acid transporter 6, chloroplastic-like. The record is from RefSeq and is a predicted model, not a curated record. Gene Ontology annotation, biological process: transmembrane transport; amino acid transport. Gene Ontology annotation, molecular function: amino acid transmembrane transporter activity. The coding region runs from base 104 to 1834 and encodes 576 amino acids. The transcript is spliced from 5 exons. Gene Ontology annotation, cellular component: plasma membrane. Lineage: Eukaryota; Viridiplantae; Streptophyta; Magnoliopsida; Malpighiales; Euphorbiaceae.
CUAAAACUAAUACCAUCUCUCUCUCUCAUCAACCUCCAUAUUUAAACACCCUUAUACCUCAUUUCCCUUUCCAUGGAAACUCAAUAAACCUACUUUUACUAACAUGGCCACCAUUCAAUCUUCUUCUUCUUUCUUCUCUAACUAUAUUCACUCUCUUUCCCAAACCCCUUACCGGCUUAAGAAGAGAAUGCUAGCCACGUGGACGCCGGACCAAGAGCUUCAUCAACUCAGACUAAGGUCCGGUGCAGAUAUGAAAAGAAAACUUAAAUGGUACGACUUGAUGGCUCUCGGUAUCGGAGGCAUGCUCGGCGUUGGUGUUUUUGUCACUACUGGCCCUGUUGCUCUUGAAACUUCUGGUCCGGCUGUUAUUAUUUCUUAUGUCAUCGCCGGCAUAUCGGCUCUUCUUUCUUCUUUAUGUUACACUGAGUUUUCUGUUCAUAUUCCGGUCGCCGGUGGUGCCUUCAGUUACUUAAGAGUUACUUUUGGAGAAUUCAUAGGGUAUUUUGCUGGGGCGAACAUACUAAUGGAAUAUGUGUUAUCAAAUGCUGCGGUGGCAAGAAGUUUCACAGAUUAUCUUUGCCAUGCGGUAGGGGCGAAAGAUGCUAACGCAUGGAGAGUUGCAGUUGAUGGACUGGUAGAGGGUUAUGAUAAGUUGGAUUUUAUUGCUGUUGCUCUCAUUCUUCUUCUCACUCUCUGUCUUUGCCAUAGUACAAAGGAAAGCUCAGUGUUGAACCUUAUAAUGACAGUGUUCCAUGUAAUGUUUUUUGGGUUCAUUAUAAUUGCUGGGGUGUACAAAGGAAGUGUGAAGAACUUGGUUGAACCAGGAGGAAUUGCUCCAUUUGGAGUUAAAGGGGUGGUGAAUGGAGCAGCUAUAGUAUAUUUCAGCUAUAUUGGGUAUGACUCAAUUUCAACAAUGGCUGAAGAAAUCCAAAAUCCUUCUAAAAGUCUCCCAAUUGGCAUUGUGGGUUCUGUUCUCAUUGUCUGCUUCCUAUAUUGUCUCAUGGCUUUAUCUUUAUGUCUUAUGGUGCCUUACAAUAUGAUACCGAAGGAGGCAUCAUUUUCCAUGGUUUUCCAAAAGAUUGGGUGGAAGUGGGCUAGCAAUGUGGUCGGCGCCGGAGCAAGUAUGGGAAUUGUUGCAUCUCUGUUGGUGGCGAUGUUAGGUCAAGCAAGAUAUCUUUGUGUUAUAGGAAGGGCUAGGCUUGUGCCUUCUUGGUUAGCUAAGGUCAAUCCUUCUACUGGCACACCUUUGAAUGCUACACUCUUCUUAGGGCUUUGCACAGCAUCAAUAGCAAUGUUCACUGAGCUAAGCAUAGUAUUCGAAAUGAUAUCCAUCAGCACAUUAUUAGUAUUCUACUUAGUGGCGAAUGCCCUAAUCUACCGUCGUUACGUAAUAAUCAGCAAAAAUCCACCUUCACACACCCUUCUAUAUCUUCUCCUUCUUUCAUUUUCUGCAAUUGGCUUCUCCAUUUCAUGGAAACUUAACCAACACAAAUGGGGUUUACCUCUACUUAGCUUAACCAUGGUUGGCAUUACAAUUUUAUUUCAGUACAUGGUUCCUUAUAUUAGCCAGCCUAAUGAACCAUGGUCAGUGCCAUUGAUGCCAUGGCCGGCUGCUAUAUCUAUAUUCCUUAAUGUCUUCCUUAUGACAACAUUAAAGCUUCUGUCCUUCCAAAGAUUUGGGAUUUGGGCUUGUUUGAUUACUAUGUUUUAUGUGUUGUAUGGUGUACAUUCUACUUACCAAGCUGAAGAGAUUGAAUUAGUGGGUGUUGAUCAUGAAUUGCAACAAGUACACCCUUCGAUUCAACCAAGUAAAUUUGAUAUUCAAGUGUUAUAGCAACAAAUGUUAAAGGAAAUUUACAUCUAUUAUUUGUUUGUC